UCUAUACUCUACCCUUUCUCCGUAACCGACAUAAAUGAUUUCCAAACAUAACAUAACAUAACAUGUGCAAGACUUUCAUCAAACCAUUUGCAAAACGUCAAACAGAUGCUUGAACUAAUGGCCCAAGUUCUAUUGUGGUAACUUGGUAAGCUGAGACACCCUGUAUAGCUUGAGGAAAAUAAGGAAAAUUCAAAUUCCUGCAAUAAAUACUAGGUAUACUGGGUACCCAGAGAAGAACCCACGGAGGACGGAUUAACUAGCAGUUACGCAACAAUCCUGGAUCCUCUCGGAUACAAUAUUCCAGAUGACAUUUGUGUUCACGUCAUCAUCAGCUUGAUCAGUGUUUUUAUGGUGCCUCGUUCCUGUGUUCCCAGUUUUGAUGAUUAUUCGUGUUUUCUUCAAGUUUAGAUGUGUUCCAUGUGUUCCCACUACAAGAAUAUACGCUUCAGAUUUUCAACAAACACUGUCUGGUUUCGCCAGUUAAAGCAAAGGUUGAAGAUGAAAAAUCCCUGGCUAUUUUUUCACUAUUGUACAUCAGGAGUUCUACCCUCCUUCUCCUUACUAAUACUCUCUCUCUGCACCUUCAGUCCUUCCUGGGAGGGAGGCCUUCUUCAUAAUUCUACUCACACAGGAUAUAUCCUAUACGAGGAUGGAAAAUCUCCAAUGUUCUUGAACCCGCAUAUUCUUGCUCCUGUCAGGAGUGGUUUACUGAGUACCUGUUUAGAUAUAUCAGAUGAAAUUUACCAGAAGCUACGAGACGAGAUGCCUACACUAUCCGAGAAAUGUAUAGACCAUAGUAACGUAUAUCCAAACCAAACCGGUAUUCCACCACGCUGGUUACGGGUUCUUGUUAAAUCUAUUUCCUGUAGUUUAACUAGUCUUAUCAUCAUAGCAGCUGCUAUAAUAUUAGGUAUUGUUGGUGUUGUUUACCAACAAUCAGCUUGUCUUCUAGUAGAUUCUGUUUUGUAUUUUCUAGCUGCUGGGUCAGCUUCAACAGGACUAAUACUCUACUGGUUUGGAACACAAGAGAGACAAGAUGUUUUAUUUCGGGGACUUGAACCCUUCACUGGAUGGUGUCCAGCAGUAUCCUGGAUUGGUGUUCUAAUAUCUUUUCUCUCCUCCGCAGAGUUGGCGUACUUAACCAGAUUGAUGAAUAAACAGAAACAGAUUGAGAAUACCAGGGAGAGAUUAUCUGUGCGAAGAAAGGUUCACAUCAAACUCUGGAGAUCCAACCGGUGAUGAAGACGACUGCACUUAAAUGCCGCAAACUAUUCAUUCUGAAACAAACAUGGAUGCUAUGAACUAUAAACUAAAAUAUGUUGGCAUAACCAAGGAUUUGGAAACUUCUUUAAAACUGAAGAAGCUGAAACUUUAAACUUUAAAAUCUUUAUAUGCAUGGCAUCAAAGAGUAUGAGGUAAAACUAUGGGUCAAGAAAAGCUAGCCCGGUCUCAAUAGUUGUUGCAUAAUUUGCAUAGCUGUUUAUAUUGCUGUGAUAUAGUGUAUACAGAGUAUGGACCGUUUUGCAUGAUAAUUUUUGUGAUAUAUUAAUUAUUCUUGAAUUCAAAAGUUGGUGUAAACAUUUACUUAUCUCUCUCAAAUCUGUGAAACUCAGUAUAUGCAAAAUGAUGUGUCUUUAUGGGGUAAAUUAAAUAAUAAGUAAACAUCUUGGUAUUGUUUUUAAACUUAAGUUGGUGAGCCGGCCCACUAUUUGUUACCAUUUUCUCUAAAUUAACAUCCUACUCUUUUCUAUUCAUUGUUAUAAAAGAAUUGUCACCAAAAUAGUCUGGAACAGAGAUACGACAAAAAAACUAUGAGGAACGAAGAUAAAUGGUUUUCCAAAAAAAUGAUUGUUUUUUUCAAAUUUAAAAAUUUGUCCAAAGGACGCCGUUUUACAUCUAAGAAAGAAAUUAAUUACUCAGCACCAAAUUUUCCAGUCCUAAUAUCUUUUCAAGAUGAUAUCGCAGACCUUUGAUUUUUUUAAAUUAUAAAAUUUGGUAGAUCAAAUAGUCAAAGUUUGAAAUAUUAAAGGUUUACAUCAUCAGGUUGCAAAGAUAUGGUUUUUGAUCAUUUUGUUCAAAAGACUCCUGAUGUAAAUGUAUUUUCCCUACCUAUUUUUACCUAUUUU
Molecule: messenger RNA, 2126 nt
Organism: Eurytemora carolleeae
Lineage: Eukaryota; Metazoa; Arthropoda; Copepoda; Calanoida; Temoridae
Exons: 14
Coding region: 409-1239 (276 amino acids)
Source: RefSeq, a predicted model, not a curated record